Molecule: messenger RNA, 5170 nt
Organism: Silurus meridionalis
Lineage: Eukaryota; Metazoa; Chordata; Actinopteri; Siluriformes; Siluridae
Product: zinc finger protein DPF3-like
Exons: 11
Coding region: 58-1098 (346 amino acids)
Cellular component (GO): nucleus
Source: RefSeq, a predicted model, not a curated record
GGGCUUCUCCCUCAGAUCUGCGCUGCCUCCGCUGCUAUUCCGUUACAGUGGGGCAAAAUGGCGGCUGUCAUUCAGAAUCCUCUAAACGCGCUGGGCGACCAGUUUUACCGAGAAGCCAUCGAGCACUGUCGCAGUUACAACGCCCGCCUGUGUGCCGAGCGCAGCGUCCGCCUGCCCUUCCUCGACUCGCAAACCGGCGUCGCCCAGAACAACUGCUACAUCUGGAUGGAGCGCCAUCACCGUGGACCAGGUUUGGCAGCUGGCCAGAUGUAUACAUACCCUGCCCGCUGCUGGAGAAAGAAGAGGAGGUUACACACUUCGAUGGAUUCAAGUCUUCACCUCUACGGUCUAAAUAUAGAUAAUGGCCUGACAGCUAAAGAUACUUUGCCUACCCCAAGCACCACGCUGGAGGCUUUGCUGAGAGGCGACGGUUUGGACAAGCGGAACGGCACCAGAGAAGAGGACCUGCUGGAGAUUCAAAGAGUUUUGGAGGCUGACGCCAAUGAAGAUGGUUACCAUGACGAUGAAGACUUUGAUGUGGACAUACCAAAAAGGAAACACCGGGGAAAAGGCAGAGGCCGAGGCUCAGGACGCCGGAGGACGGACCACGAUGACCAUGAUAAGCCAUAUAUCUGUGAAAACAGAUACAAACAAAAGCAUAACUCAAAAACUGCAGCUUCAGUCUGUGGGAAACGCUACAGGAAUCGCACUGGCUUAAGCUAUCACUACGGCCAUAGCCACAUUGCCGAUAAGGAGGGACCUCAAGCCAGAGACCAAGAGCCUUCACAGUCUCCAGCCAUGAACCAUCGUCCUUACAGUCGCAAGCACCAGAAGAGUCCAGAUGAAGCUCAUACACUGAACAAUUUCUGCAAAGUCUGUCAAGUGCAUUCGGACUUCAAAUUGAAAGAUGGCAAAUGCUCCAAGUGUUCCCGCUUAAGUGGACACUGUAAAGCAAAAGAGGAAAAGCCUUUCGCGGGAGCGGAGGAGCUGUUCGGUGCCAGCUCUGAGAGCGACACUUCUACAUUUCAUGGCUUUGAGGAGGAUGAGCUGGAAGAGGCCGUGUCUAACAGCGGAAAGGUCUCUCCGAAGGGAAGAUAGAGAACAGUUUCAGAGACGUGUCGUUCUUUCUAAUACAGCGCACCCCCUGCAAAAAUUCUGCUGCUUCUUUUAAAAGGAUUUUGUUUGGUUGUUUUUGUUUUUUUCACCUUUCCCAAUUUAUUGGAAGCACAAUUCAUUUUAUUAGAUUAGGUGAUGUAUAAAAGAUUUAUCUUCCUUUUAAUGAGUUGUAGAUCAUUAUUAUUAUUAUUAUUAUUAUUAUUUAUACGUUAAGAGCAAAUUUUGGAAGAGACUGUUUUUAUUUUUGUUUGCUUAGAAUUUUUAUUUUAAGGAACCUUUCUAUUUUUUUUUUCCCUUAAAGGGAAUUGAUGGUAUAUUAUUAAGGCCACAAUGGACAGAGAUUAUUAGAAAUGUAUUUCUUGAAUCAUUUUCCAAGACUGAAGACAAAAAUAAUAACUUUAAGAAGACCUUGCCUCUGUUAAGGAGUACAAGUCAGUGAAGAGAAGACGUGAACUUCAAAACGAACUGGUAGUUUUUUUUUCCUCAUGUCACUGGAAUGGGGAUACAACCCGAGAUCUCCUCAAUAAGUCAACUGGGUACUUAGUAUUCUGUACUGUGACUACGCCAAAAUGGAGUUGGGACAGCUUUUAAAGAGAGGAGUUGCAGAUGUAUCAUCUCUCAUCCUGCUUUGGAGAUAGAGGAGCUCUUGUGAAGAAGAGGUUAUCUGAAUCAACUGCAUACAUGUGGAAGACUUUGGCUAUGGAAAGCAAAGAGAGGAGCUGUAAUGAAAGAGGAAGGAGAGAUGAGCUACACUUGGAAAUGAAAUGUAUUUCCAGUCUUAAUCUGCCUCUCAAGUUUUUUUUUUCCUUUCUUUCUGAAUGUCUGAGCCAGUAAAGCUGAGGAAGCUUUUGCACAGCCAGACAAACACCAGACUCACACUCACGGACAAGUAUUGAAUUUUUUUGGCCUAUUUUUUUUUUUUCUGCUGCUGCUCCCCUCAUGUUGAUCUUCAGCCUGAAUCCGAGACUGUGAUCAGAGCCAUGUGAAACUCUUCCUUCACUCUCUGUACUGCAAGUGUCUCAGACUGUCUUAGGAGCGAUUCCUGUUCUAGCUUUACCGUGUCACUUGGGAAGGUUACAAAACUCAAGGACUGUACUUUUAAUAUGAAUUCUACAGUUUUAUUCAGGUUCUUUAAAGGUCAUUGUCUGAUUUUUCUUUUUUUUUUUUUUUUUUUUUUUUUUUUUUAUUAUAAAGCAUAACCAUACAGUACAGUGUGGUCUGUGAGUUGUCGUGUUCACACAUUCGAAGAAACACGAGACGUUCUUGUUAUAUGUGAAAGCACAAAGCCGUCCUGCGAGCUUUACAACGUUGCUCUAAAUUUGACUUGAUUGGUUGGGUAACCUUGGUUGCUCUAACUGCUGUGUUUUCAUUUCCACCACUAUUGUGCACGCUUAUAGCAUCAGGUCACGCAGCGAAAUUUUUCUUCUUCUCGCAAAUGUGUGAACAUGAUGGAGAAGCAGAAUGAGAACAUGUCACUUUCUUUCUACGGCCCUGGUGCACAAAAUUUCUAUUUCUAAGUGAAUCGUGUUGUUGUGUGUAACCCAGUCUCUCAGGGGAAGAUGAUCCUGACAGCCAUAUAUAUAUAUAUAUAUAUAUAUAUAUAUAUAUAUAUAUAUAUAUAUAUAUAUAUAUAAAUAUAUAUAAAACACACCACUAUAGAAUCCUCCAAAUGUGGAUCUUUUGCAAGUGCAGUUUCGAAACCUACUCGAGAAAUGUUUUGUUUCUACUGAUUUCACUUUUCUUACUGGAAAUAUUCUUUACAGGUUUUUUUACACUUCAAUAUCUGCUCAGGCCUUUUGUUUUAGUUUUUUUUCUCCUCGUAAUGUAGGUCCUCUAAUUCCAUGCCGGUGCUGUAUACUGUAUAAGGCUUCAUUAUGCAUUAGACUGAACCCGAACAAGAUCAAGCGAAUUUGUGGGGUUUGACACUGAGGAUUCAGCUGGAGACUAUGACCCAGCAGUAACACCUUCCACUUGAUGGAACCAGCACUGAGGAAAACCAGUUACAGGACUGUUAAUCUCUCAGCUAUGGGUUACUAAUGGUUAAAGAUCGUUCAUGUAUUUCCUAUUCGAAUAUUGUUCCAGGCAUCAAAAUCGGAAAAGAGGCCGCAUCUAAAACAUAAUAAAACUAGGAUUAUUUUCUUAUAACUGCACACACUAUAUAGCGUGUUAUUCCUGUCAUACCACAAUUGCCAAGGAUUACAAUUUACAAAGUACAUGCUACAAAUCAUUCAUAAAACAAGUUAGUUUCUGUUUUCACAUAGCAACCAUACUUGCUCCCUCAUCAUUCAUUUAUUUUUUUCUGUAUCGAAGCCAAUAAGACAAAAAUAAUUGUCUGACAUAAUGACUGUCCUGUGGCAGAAAACAUGCUGACCACUAGAAAAAAAAUACGCUAUCAAGCAAUAUUAACCCUUUACGUGUUAUUUGAAAACCUCGUAAUGAAAUCGUCCCUGAACCAAAAAUGUUUGUUAAUAGUAACCCAUAUUUUUCAUUAUUAUUUGAAAUGUCCCCUAAAUUCUUUUUCGAGAAUUCAACGUCGACGUGGUAUAAAAAAAAAAAAAACUAAACAAAACGUUAACAGCGUACGUGACGCAACGCUGCGAACAUUUCGGCUGCCAUCACAUGGCCAUGCAUCGAUUACUUUUCAUAGGAUCGAGUCUUCCUGAUGACUAUCGGAGGGAAAGAAUGAAAAGUUUUAUUAUGGUUUAUUUGUUAUUUUGGAUAAUGUCUUACUUUUCUUUCCCUGUAUAUGUUCAUGAAUGAUAUAAUUGGGUAGUGCACUCAAGGAGCUCUAUGAAAAGCUGUGUGGAUUGCAAGAGUGUGUAUGAAUUAUUAUGUAAUAUAUUUUUUCUCUGUUGUUUUACUCCUUCUCACUAAUACUUACCAUCGCCCAGAUUUCCUGUUUUGUCCAAAAACGGCCCAUAUUUAAUCAGGUAUCGCUGCGAUUGUCUUUUUCGGGUCGCGCAACCCAUAAAGAUGGAAAUGCACCUUUUUUGUAUUCGGAAAAUAUUCCCCCUUAGAAUAAAGUGUAAAAGGUGCGGAGCUAAACCAUGGUGAAAAUGUUGGCACUCCAGGGUACGUGUUUAUUUAAGAAUACGACGUUAUGGCACAUAGGAUUUUUACAUUCGAUGUGAAGAACGCUCCGCCUACAUGUAGGCCAGAAGACUGUGAGUGCCAUUUCUCAUUUAUUUCUCACAUAUCUAUACCCUUCGAAUAUGAUUUAAAUAGAGUCCACUUCUAUAUGCGGUUGGCGUAUUGGGCAUAAUGCUGUGAUGUAAACUUCUUUUAAAUGCUUUUGUUUUUCCUUUUGAGAUUUUAUUUAUGUUCAUGCAAAUAUCUUGUUGGCUUUGUCUACUGCACAUCUGACUAUUACAGGCCCGCAAUGUUAUUUGUGGUCCGAGCUUUUACACCUGCAGUUAUGAAGGUUACCGCGUGAUACACAGAACGAGAGAAGCGUGUAUGUGGCGGCUUACGCGACAACACGGACUGGCGUGCAAACGAGCACACGUAAUAGCAGACACACUCAACAAAUCCCCUCAGGGACUAUACCCGCACACUCAACAAGAGCAUGAGGACGGUUCUCUGGAAUACGAAACCUUAUUGUUUUUGUCCGUCUGAUUUCUUCACUCAUAUCUCCAGAUUUUGAGGACUGGUGUAAGCAUUUGCUGAUCUUCCAGGCAGUAGAUCUUGUGCACUAUGUUUUUAUUUUUUUUAAUUUUAAUUGUUUUAUUUGUUUGUUUUUUGGAACAACUAUUGCGCCUCCUAAGGGGUAUAAGAUUGCUUACAAUGAACAUGAUGAAAUUAAGCAACUGCUCUGUCUAACAUUUUCUGCUAAUAAGUUUGUAGACACUUCUGUACCUCAGAAAAAAAAAAAGUCAAUGAGCAAUAGGUGUGAGUUUUUUUUCUGCAUUCCUGGGGUUGGAAAAAGAGCCAAUUUGAGGUGAAGGAGUUGAACUGAUUAUUUUGUCUGCAUCUGUACAUAAUAUAAUCCAAAUGAAGUCUUUGUUAGUUGUUAUUUUUAUUGUGACAAAAGGAAUUAAAGAACAAAUUAGAGGUG